This is a messenger RNA of Camellia sinensis, 1385 nucleotides long. Its product is annotated as ribonuclease 3-like protein 2. Lineage: Eukaryota; Viridiplantae; Streptophyta; Magnoliopsida; Ericales; Theaceae. Gene Ontology annotation, molecular function: ribonuclease III activity; RNA binding. The record is from RefSeq and is a predicted model, not a curated record. Gene Ontology annotation, biological process: siRNA processing; rRNA processing. Gene Ontology annotation, cellular component: nucleus; cytoplasm.
AACAGCACACCACUCUUCUUUACUUCAAAAGCCCUGUUCUCCCUUCGUCUUUCUCCAUCUUCCAAUUCUCUCUUCUCUCUCUCUCUCUCUCUCUGAAAUCUCAGCGAUUCAAAACAAACAUGGGGAGCUACGAGAUCGUGCCGUACACGUACGCCGUGGACGGCGGCGAAGAGGAUGAGUACAUAGUAGACAUAGCCGAUUCGGUUAGGGCGGUGGAACGGCUUCUGAACUACCAGUUCAAGGACAAGAAGCUCUUGGAGGAGGCUCUGACUCACUCUUCCUACACCGAUUCGGCCUCUUACCAGCGACUUGAGUUCAUUGGCGACGCCGCCUUGGGCCUCGCCAUCUCCAAUUUCGUGUUCCUCGCCUACCCUGACCUUGAUCCCGGCCAGCUCUCUCUCCUCCGCGCCGCCAACAUCAGCACCGAGAAACUCGCCCGCGUCGCCGUCCGCCACGGCCUCCACCGCUAUGUCCGCCACAAUGCCGCCGCUCUCGAUGAGAAGGUGAGAGAUUUUGCACUGGCAGUGGAACAGGAGGAUGAUAAGGUGGUGCAUGGAGGAAUGGUCAAAGCACCAAAGGUUUUGGCUGACAUUGUUGAGUCUGUUGCAGCAGCUAUAUAUGUUGAUUGUAAAUUUGAUUUGGAAGCUCUUUGGGUGAUCUUUAGACAUCUAUUGGAGCCUAUAGUUACCCUGGACGUCCUCCAGGAACAGCCACAACCAGUGACUAUGCUUUUUGAGUUGUGCCAAAAAGACGGCAAGCAUGUGGAUAUCAGGCAUUGGAGGAAAGGAGAGAAGAACAUUGCCAGUGUUUAUGUAGAUGGGAAAUUUAUUACCUCAAGGUCUUCUGAGCAGAAGGAAAACGCAAAGCUUCAUGCCGCAAAGGCAGCUUUGGACAAGUUAUCUCAUGGUAAAAGCAAUGACAAAAUGAGUGUUGACAUUUACUGCGGUUCUAGUGGAACAAAUGAGAUUGAAGGAGCGAAGCAGAAGUUACAUGAGCUUUGUGGCAAGAAGCGAUGGCCGAAACCAAGUUAUCGAAUUGAGAGAGAGGUCGGCCCUGCUCAUGAAAGGAAAUUUAUAUGUUCAGUUCAGAUGGGAACCGUGGACGGUGUGCUAUUUGUGGCAGGGGAUGAGAAGUCGAGAGUUAAAGACGCAGAAAACUCUGCUGCUUCGUUGAUGAUUCGAGGGUUACAAGAAUCUAAAUAUACAAAUAUUUAGAUUAUAAAUGUUCUUGUGUUCAUAUUAAGAAUUUAAAAUAUGGAGAUGUGUUAUUGUAUAAUUUCGACCAAAUUUGAUCUUAUAAUUUCAGAUUGACUCCCUCAGUUCUUAAGGUGUGAUCUGGAAAUCGCUGCACUGUAAUGCAGAGUUAAUAUUUAGAUUUUUGCUGUA